Messenger RNA from Saccostrea cuccullata (small rock oyster), 1389 nucleotides. RefSeq names its product contactin-4-like. Bases 79 to 1389 code for a protein of 436 amino acids. Lineage: Eukaryota; Metazoa; Mollusca; Bivalvia; Ostreida; Ostreidae. The transcript is spliced from 10 exons. The record is from RefSeq and is a predicted model, not a curated record.
CUCAGACGACAAAACACUUAGAGAUAUAAAUGUUGUUCCCUUAGUUGUUCUACAAAGUACAAUAUUUGAAGAAUCAAGAUGGAGAACCUUGUGAUCAGUCUCAUUUUCCUUUGUGUCAGAGAUGGAACCCUCUUCUGCAAAGGAGCAGAAUUUAUUAAUCUGCCUCCUGUUAUAACAUCAGAGUUUAAACCGGAGUAUUUUGUACCGAUCUUUCAUUCUACUCCAUUAUCCUUGUUUUGCGAAGCCAAGAACAACGUACUCAGGUAUCAGUGGCAUAAAAAUUAUUCAAAGAUUGUGGAAAAUGAUCGAGUUUCCUGUAAUCCGUCAACUGGUAAAAUCGUUUUCAGAAAUUUAGAAAAAGAGGACUUUGGUGUUUAUUAUUGUACGGCAGAAAAUACGUUUGGAAUUUCAGUCUCACUGCUUUUUCAAUUAUCGGAAGCAGAUCUUGAACAAUUUUCUGCAGUAUCGAACGUGCAAGAAACAUGCAGGGAAUAUCAUCAUUGCAAACUUUCCUGUCUCAAUCAACCACGGUGUCAACCUAAAACGGAAUGUAUGAUAAAAUGGAAUCUUGGAUCUGGAACCUCAAAAGGUGUAUUGUAUAGCGAAUCUGUAGCCUUGGAUCGUGAAGGAAAUCUUCAUUUUCUGAACAUAAGAAAAUCUGACGCGUAUAAAAAUUACACUUGUGGAAUUUGGAAUGAAAGAAUGAAUGUAUUAAAAAUGAUCAGCAAUACAUAUCUCCAGAUAAAUGGCUACCAUUUUGUAUCUUACGUAUCUUUUGCAGAGUCUUCAAAAGGAAUUUUCCCAGAGGCAGUUUAUCAAAGUGGCGACAAAUCUUUCGUUGGAGAAAAUGCUACCCUUGUCUGUAUUUUUUCUGGAAACCCUGUUCCAAAAAUUGCAUGGCAGAACAAAAACGGAACCUAUAUAACAACAAACGACAAAUACAUCGUGGGUCAAUAUGGACGACUGCUUCAAAUCAUAAACGUAACAUUUGCUGAUGAGGGUGUCUAUGAAUGUAAAACCAACAGCAACCUUCUUCAAAAUCCAUUCCUCAAUGUCACAUCCCCUCCGCUUUUUCCUGAUGUCGGUAAGCGUUACAUGACAAAAAUACUUCAGAUUUCGACAAAAGAGUCCACUGUUAUCCAAUGCAACGCAAUGUCCGCAACAGCCGAAAUCGAUCCCAUUGUAAUUAAUUGGAUGAAAAAUGGAGAGAUUUUGAACGAAGAUGAUAGAUACCAGCUUUCAGGGGACAAAAAGACUCUUCAUAUUUACAACGAGAAUUCAGACGACAGUGGUUGUUACACAUGUGUGAUAGAAAAUAGUGAAGGAAUUGCAGUAGCAAAUUUUUUACUCCCUUAUGCUUCCUCCGAUGGUCAUCUGUCCAGUAAGUAA